This is a messenger RNA of Camelina sativa (false flax), 1006 nucleotides long. Its product is annotated as large ribosomal subunit protein bL19c. Gene Ontology annotation, cellular component: ribosome. The record is from RefSeq and is a predicted model, not a curated record. Gene Ontology annotation, molecular function: structural constituent of ribosome. Gene Ontology annotation, biological process: translation. NCBI's taxonomy places the organism in Eukaryota, Viridiplantae, Streptophyta, Magnoliopsida, Brassicales, Brassicaceae.
GAGGGUUUUGGUGUUUCACAUUGUAUUUUCUCAAAACUCGGCCAAUCCAAAUCUGUUAUCAACGUAUAGAUCGAUUACUCUUUCGGAGAAAUGCAAUCGAUUCGUAGCACUACAAGGUUGUUGCUUCAGAGACACCGUGUCUCCAUAUCCAACACGCUUCGUUUCACUUCUUCUUCUUCUUCUUCUUCUUCUUCUUCUUCUUCUUCUUCUUCUACAUCUUCUUGUGGAAGCUGGUCUGAUAACGAAUCGAGGAGGCUGGGGUUUGAUUCUUUCAGUUCUACCAGAGCUUUUGAUUCAGCUUCGACAUAUCGUAUUAGCUCGUUGAAGAAUGCUGCUUUUUCCUCUUCGGUAGUACCUAAACAAAACUUGAUGUAUUCAUCGAGGUGCUUUUCCACCGUUGGAGAUUCUGUACAGAAUACUUCUCAAGUGUCAUCUGAGGAGUUAGCUUCUGAUGUUCCUCAGAGAAUCAAGUUUAAGCGCCUUGAUAAAACCGCCAAGCAUAUAAUGCAGAUUAUCGACAAGGAGGCAAUUGAGGAAGUGAGAACUCAUAGGGAGAUACCAAAGAUUGAGCCUGGUUACCUUGUGCAGCUAAAAGUGGAAGUGCCUGAGAACAAGAGGCGUGUAUCAAUUGUAAAAGGCAUCGUCAUAGCAAAGCGUAAUGCUGGUCUUAACUCAACAUUUAGGAUAAGAAGGCUAGUGGCUGGAGUGGGUGUUGAAUCUAUGUUCCCCUUGUAUUCCCCAAAUCUGAGGGAGAUAAAGGUGUUGGAGAAGAAGAAAGUAAGAAGAGCCAAGCUUUAUUACCUGAGGGAGAAGACGAAUGCUCUCAAAAAGCAUUAGCACACACCUUCAUAACAAAAGCAGUAUUAAUCCUGUUCUGAACAAAUAAAAUGUCUUUGAAGGUUCCCUUUUAGUUACACUCCCCUAAGAAGGAGACACAGUUUGGAUAUUGUAUUUGUGUAAUGGCGGAUCGUCUUCAUAAGUUGUUUGUUGGCUUCUUUAUGAGUUA